This is a messenger RNA of Orycteropus afer afer, 1103 nucleotides long. It is a transcript of the gene A4GALT, whose product is annotated as alpha 1,4-galactosyltransferase (P blood group). Lineage: Eukaryota; Metazoa; Chordata; Mammalia; Tubulidentata; Orycteropodidae. Gene Ontology annotation, biological process: protein O-linked glycosylation. The record is from RefSeq and is a predicted model, not a curated record. Gene Ontology annotation, molecular function: acetylglucosaminyltransferase activity.
AGUGUCACUGGAGACCCCUGCUGUGAUCUGGAGAGACCAUGUCCAGCCCCCCCGACUGCCCUCUGCGGCUGCUCCGAGGUGCCCCGAGGCAGCGCGUCUGCACCCUGUUCAUCAUCGGCUUCAAGUUCACAUUCUUUGUCUCCGUCGUGAUCUACUGGCACAUUGUGGGUGAGCCCAAGGGCCAAGGACAGCCCUACAGCCUGCCGGCCGACAUCCCCUGCCCCUCCUUGGCACCCCCCACGCCGCCUUCCAGUAGCCCCUCUCCUGGCAAUAUCUUCUUCCUGGAGACGUCAGACCGGACCAACCCCAACUUCCUGUUCAUGUGCUCGGUGGAGUCGGCGGCCAGGGCCCACCCCGAGUCCCGGGUGGUGGUCCUGAUGAAGGGGCUGGUGGGGGGCAACGCGUCCCUGCCUCGGCACCUGGGCAUCGCGCUUCUGAGCUGCUUCUCCAACGUGCAGAUGCUCCCGCUCGACCUGGAGGCACUGUUCCAAGGCACGCCCCUGGCCGCCUGGUACGCAGCCGUGCGCCGGCGGUGGGAGCCCUACCUGCUCCCCGUGCUCUCCGACGCCGCCCGGAUCGCGCUCAUGUGGAAGUUUGGUGGCAUCUACCUGGACACGGACUUCAUCGUCCUCAAGAGCCUGCGGAACCUGACCAACGCGCUGGGCACCCAGUCCCGCUACGUCCUCAACGGCGCCUUCCUGGCCUUCGAGCGGCAGCAUGAGUUCAUGGCGCUGUGCAUGCAGGACUUCGUGGCCCACUACAACGGCUGGGUCUGGGGCCACCAGGGCCCGCAGCUGCUCACGCGGGUCUUCAAGAAGUGGUGCUCCAUCCGCAGCCUGGGGGAGCGCCACGCCUGCCGCGGGGUCACCACCCUGCCCCGCGAGGCCUUCUACCCCAUCGCCUGGCAGAACUGGAAGAGGUACUUUGAGGAUGUCAACCCCGAGGAGCUGCCCCGGCUGCUUAACGCCACCUAUGCCGUCCACGUGUGGAACAAGAAGAGCCAGGGUACCCACUUCCAGGCCACGUCCCGGGCACUCCUGGCUCAGCUGCACGCCCUCUACUGCCCCACCACCCACGGAGCCAUGAAGAUGUACUUGUGAGGG